This is a messenger RNA of Drosophila busckii, 3948 nucleotides long. RefSeq names its product oxysterol-binding protein-related protein 8 (gene Orp8). NCBI's taxonomy places the organism in Eukaryota, Metazoa, Arthropoda, Insecta, Diptera, Drosophilidae. The record is from RefSeq and is a predicted model, not a curated record. Gene Ontology annotation, cellular component: membrane; cytosol; intracellular membrane-bounded organelle. Gene Ontology annotation, molecular function: cholesterol binding. The transcript has 9 exons. The coding region runs from base 594 to 3863 and encodes 1089 amino acids.
ACUGUGAAACUUUGGAGACGCGCACGCGAAAACGAAAAGAAAAGUGAGAGUGCAUGUAGUGUGUUGACAACUAACAACAAUCAACCGUGUAGGAGAGUGUAUGUAUGAAUGUAAGGAAGUGUGCGUGUGAGUCAGAAUAAUAACGCUAGAAAGCCUUAUACUUCUUAACGUGUUAACGUGGCCAAGGUGUUGUUUCUUUUAUUUAUAUGUAUGUAUGUGUGUGCACUAAGCAGGCUCCAACACACACGAACACACACAGAGAUUAUAACUACAACUACAUGCACAUAGAGAGGUGUCAGGCAAGCACUCCAGUAGAAAAAUUUGGCAACAACAACACGUAGAGUAAAAAACAAACAGAACAAUAAAAAAAUAAAUUCUAUGUGCAAAAAAGUGAACACUUAAGCAAAAUCAAUAAUUGGCCGUGCGUAUGAGUGUGCCAUUUGUAAGUGUGUGUGAGUGAGUGUGUGCUUGUGCUUGAGUGUAUGUGUGAGUGCGCUCAUUGGACAUUUGUGGAGCAAGUGCCACUAAGUCAAACAUAAGAAGACGCAGAAAAGGAAGAAGAAGCAGCAACAGCAGCGAGAAUAAGAGCAAAUAUGCAGCAACAACAACAGCAGCAACAACAAGUUAGUGGCGUCAUCGCAAGUGGCAGUCAUACAUCCACACCCAUGCCCACAGCGCAAAGCAACACAGCUGUUGGAACACCCCCAACAUCAGCAGUAGCUGCAGCGGGAGGCGCAAGCACACCCAUACGCAUAAGCAGCGCCAGCAAGCACUCAGGUGGCGGCGACUCCUUGCUGCCACCCGCAACACCUGGCGGCAAUCUGGCCAGCUCCGCCACCUCCUCCUCCCAUUCGGUGCCCGGCACACCGCAGCAGCAGCCACAAUCGAGCAGCGUGCCCACAGCCAGUGGCAGCCACCUGCAGCUGCAAACACCGAGCGCACUCUCAAUGAACGCCUCGAAUCAAUCGCUGGGCAUGAGCAGCGUUGGCGCUGGCAGCAGCAGCUUUAGUGGCAUCAACAUAACGCCGCCAAAUAGCGCCGGCAUUAGGCAGUCGACAGUAUUCGAUUUCAAAUUCAAGCGUCGACCCUCGCAAAAAGUUCUCCUAUCCAAACUGCCAUCCACAGAUAGUUUGAGCAACAGUCCAGCGCCAUCAUCGCCAGGAAUUGCCAAUUGGGCCUCAGACAAUCGCGAUGGCCAUCUGGCAGAUAAGAGCUCCGCCGAUGCAGCCAAACUCAAUCGCAAGGAGUCGUACAAGGCUCAGCGCAAGAACUACAGACGCGAGAAGAAGCGCGUGGCGAGCGAGUUGAUGAACUCGCUGCAGGAUCCGGCGGUUAUAGUGCUGGCGGAUUGGCUGAAGGUGCGCGGCACACUCAAGUCCUGGACGAAGCUGUGGUGCGUGCUCAAGCCGGGCCUGCUGCUGAUCUACAAGAGUCAGAAGACCAAGAGCAGCCAUUGGGUGGGCACAGUUAUGUUGACCUCGUGUCAGGUUAUAGAACGUCCCAGCAAGAAGGAUGGCUUUUGCUUUAAGCUAUUCCAUCCGCUGGAGCAGUCUAUCUGGGCGCCACGCGGACCCGACAAGGAGACCAUAGGCGCCGUGGUGCAGCCGCUGCCCACCGCUUAUCUCAUCUUUCGUGCGCCCAGUCAGGCUGCUGGCAAAUGCUGGAUGGAUGCCUUGGAGCUAUCGCUACGCUGCUCCGCCUUGCUGCUGCGUUCGAAUAGCAGCGCCACAGCUGCCAAUAACUAUGCUGGCGAACCGCUGCCCGUUUCGCAUGAAACCCAAUGGUCCGAGGCCGACUACGAGAAGCACUUCAAUGAGCAUGGUAAGUGCCCGCGCCUGGGCCUCGAGCUGGACAAUCACAGUCUGCCCUCGCGUGCGCAGACGCCGCUGCUGCAGCAGCUCUAUAGCAGCGCCGUUAACAACUGGGAGCGCACCAAGCGCUUGCCGCGCCUUGGCCUGGAGCUGCGUCGCGGCAGCUCGACUUCGACUUCAGCUUUUGCAGGCGCGCGUCCCAAGUCCGCCUCGCUGGGCGGCGUGCUGGGCGGCGCAGCAUCCUCGAGCUCCAGCGAAGAGGAGCCCAUUUACAGCAGCUUGGUCACACUGAAGUCCAACUCGCGUCCCGUCAGCGCUCCGCCCGAUUGCCUGCUGCGUCCGCUUUGCCAAAUCAAUGUCAAGGAUCUAGACGCCGACAGCCAAAAUGAGGCGGCAAACGCUGCGAUGUCCGGCCUGGAAACCGAUACGGAAUCCGAUCCGCCCGCAGAGGAAGAAGCAGCAGAGCCCGAGCCAGUGGAGCAGCCCAUCUGCGAGACAAACUAUGUGCCGCUUACCGAGGAGGAGUUCGGUGCGCAAGGUGAACAGGUGGAGGAGCUGGCUGAGGAAAACAAAAGCCUUAUGUGGUGCAUUGUCAAACAAGUGCGUCCUGGCAUGGAUCUAAGCAAGGUAGUAUUGCCUACAUUCAUACUGGAACCGCGCUCGUUUCUGGACAAGCUCUCUGACUCGUACUAUCAUGCGGACAUGCUCUCCAGAGCUGUGCUGGAGGAGGAUGCCUUCGUGCGCAUGAAGUACAUUGUGCAAUGGUACCUGUCCGGCUUCUAUAAGAAGCCCAAGGGCUUGAAGAAGCCCUAUAAUCCGAUUCUGGGUGAAAUGUUUCGCUGCUAUUGGCAGCAUCCGAACGGCAGUCGCACUUAUUACAUAGCCGAGCAGGUCUCGCAUCAUCCGCCAGUGUCGGCUUUCUAUGUGACUAAUCGCGAGGAUGGCUUCAGCAUUACCUGCUCCAUCUUGGCUAAAUCGAAGUUCUACGGCAAUAGCACAUCGGCUGUGCUGGAGGGCAUAGCUACGAUGACACUACUGCCGCGGGGCGAAAGUUAUACGCUGACCACGCCCUAUGCCCACUGCAAGGGCAUACUGAUGGGCACGCUAUCCAUGGAGCUGGGUGGCAAGAUCAACAUUGAGUGCGAGAACACCGGUUACAAGACGGAGCUCGAAUUUAAGCUGAAGCCAUUCCUCGGUGGUGCCGAUGCCACCAAUGUGGUCACAGGCAAAAUCAAGCUGGGCAAGGAUACGCUGGCCACUAUACAAGGCCACUGGGAUAAGGAGUGUCGCAUCAAGGAUAUGCGCACAGGCGAUGAGACGCUGCUUUUUAAAGCGGAUGCGGAUAUGCGCGCCAAGCGUCUGAAGCGCUACAUGGUGCCCAUGGAGCAGCAAGAGCCAACAGAGUCGCAACGCAUGUGGCACUUGGUAUCCGAGGCAAUUGCACGCGAGGAUCAGGUGGCUGCCACCGAAGAGAAAACAGUGCUGGAGGAGGCACAGCGAGCAGCGGCCAAGCAGCGCGCUGAAACCGAAACGAAACACAUGCCCGAACUCUUUGAGCUAAACAGCCAAGAGCAAUGGGUCUACAAGUAUGCAGAUCUGCGUCCCUGGAAUCCACGUCAAGACAUACGCCAAUACGAAUGCAACUUCAAGGUGUUGACCGAAUCACGCAGCAAAGCAAGCGGCGCACCGCUCAGCAAUGCGCUGCCCAAGGCAAGCAAAGCUAAGAACAAGAGCCUGGUGCUGGCGCCGCGCGACACCAACUCGGAUUCCAGCCAAUCGCCACAAGGCGCAGUCAAACGCGGCAUCAGCAGCAAUUCACUGAAACACCUCGCCAUGGCCGUGGAGCAGGUGAACCUGGCACUGGAGCAUCAGGCGCGACAGCUGACAGACAUACGCAGUCGUCUGGAGCGCAUGCAAUAUGCGCCGCCUAUCAGAUCUACAAGCAUGCUCAUGGUCGAUGGAGCAUUAUCACAGACAACGGUCAUCAAGUCGGUGCUGUUUGCGAUCAUUGGGCUUGCUUGCAGUUUAAUCUUGCGCUGGCUUUUCAAAUAGUUUUUCAUUUAUUUGUAUAACAUAAAAUAGACUUAAGCAGACUUUUGAGCUAUAUAAACAUAUAGUUUAUAUACAUCAUACGAUA